GACGGCGUGGCAGCCCUGCCCCCUUUUCUAGGCCAGCGGAAGGAGUGGCGUGUGUGGUGCUGGGAUGGAGAAGCUGCGAGCGGCUCUGCUUGUAUUCCUGGGAGUCGUUUCUACUCUGAUGGCUGGGGGUUCAGUCCUCUAUAUGGGAGUUUUCUACACUGGUGCGUAUGAUGGUGCCAGCAUUCAUCUGAAGCUGCCUCACCAUCUUCCAGCUCUUUUCGUUGGCUCCUACCCUGUAGUCAACAAUCUACUGCUCCUGGCCGUCUUCUUCGGGACUCACAGUUUGCUAGCAAGAGGUUGGAUGAAAAAGGUCUUCUCUCCAGUCCUAUCUGAGUCUCUCUACCGCCAGGUGUAUUUCCUGGUCAGCUCUGUGACUCUGUUCCUGGCUGCAUACGGAUGGUCACCACUGCCACAUGGAGUGUGGCACGUACAGAGUCCAGGACUCAGACUAUCAUUCUAUUGUAAGCUGUAGAGAUUGGGACAUCCUCUAACCCUGAGUGGGGAGGAUUUGGUAUUUAUAAAGUUCCCUACUACUUAAAUUUACUGGAUGGGAGAAGUUCGUACAUUUUAGCUACUAUGUAGUAUAGUGGCAUUUUGCAUAGCUAGGCUGUAAAAUUAUUAUACAUACCUUUGUCCACCACUAGAGAUAACACAGGCAUUUCCUGGGCAACUAUCCAGUGAUAUUUAAAGUGGCUUAAUACCUGAAAAAAUGCAUUACGUUCUUGAGUAACAAUGUAUACAUGUACAGUGCAUAACUUGGUAUCUUUUAGUGUAGGCUAUUCAAUCAUUAGGUCUCCAAGUGUGUGGUGCAGCUGUCAUUGUCGUGUCCUUUUUCUCCUUAAAACCUCUCGAGUUUUGUGGUUUACAAAAGCAGAUCAACCUGCUUUUAGGUACUAGCUGCAGUGGUGAGGGUGGGACUGGAGAUGGUCAGCUGACAGUGAGUGGUGUGUAUGGCUGGGCACGUCACCCCAUGUACACUGGAGUCCUAAUCUUCCUCUGGAGCCAGCCAACUAUGACCCAGGGUCAAAUACUGCUAGCCACAGCUACGAC
Geodia barretti is the source of this 1050-nucleotide messenger RNA. The record is from the annotation of a GenBank genome assembly. NCBI's taxonomy places the organism in Eukaryota, Metazoa, Porifera, Demospongiae, Tetractinellida, Geodiidae.